Molecule: messenger RNA, 2141 nt
Organism: Owenia fusiformis
Lineage: Eukaryota; Metazoa; Annelida; Polychaeta; Sabellida; Oweniidae
Source: the annotation of a GenBank genome assembly
UUGAGGAAGAAGGCAAAAUGGCGGAUGUUCUAAGCGUGAUCCGCCAGUAUAAUAUCAACAAAAAGGAAAUAACCGAGAAGGAAGAACAAGUUAUUUUCGGUGAAUUUGCAUGGCCAAAAACUGCGAAAACAAAUUAUCUCAUUUGGGGAACCGGCAAGGAAGGACUAGCCAAGGAAUAUUACACAUUGGACUGUAUCCUCUUCUUACUAAAAAAUGUGCACCUGCAGCAUGCUUUGUAUGUGCGUCAAGCUGCGUCCAUCAAUGUGCCAGUGGUGCGUCGUCCUGACAGAAAAGACCUUCUGGCCUACCUGAAUGGUGAAAUCUCCACAUCCACUAGUAUUGAUAAAAGUGCCCCUCUGGAGAUCUCCCUUCAACGACCUACUCAGUUGAAGCGAGCAGCCGAUGACACAGCACCAGAUAGUGAUGCCAAAAAGCCUAGAAUUGAGGAGGCUCAAGUCCAACAGGCCAAGGAGAGACUGGCUGCCAAGUUGGAUGGACCCAAGGAAGGCUCCAUGUUUCCAGAUCAAAUAAAAGCAUCCUCCCUCUCAGAAGCCAUGUCCAGGGAGAAAAUUGCUGCAAUCAAAGCAAAGCGUCUUGCUAAGAAACGUGCCACAAUCAAGGGUGAUGAUGACAUCACACUUGGUGUAUUAGAACAGAGAAACUUUGUUGAUACAGAGGUUGACGUCACACGUGAUAUUAUCAGUAGAGAGAGGCAGUGGAGAACCAGAACAAGUGUUUUACAAAGUGCUGGAAAGACGUUCCUUGAGAACAUUACGGGUAUUCUGCAGGCAGUACGGGCCAGGGAGGAAGGUCACAAGAAACCCCACACCCACCCAGCCUCACACCCCACACGCAAUCUCCCAGCAGCUCCUGUUGGUAACCAGAAUAAAACACCAAAUGAAUCAUAUAACAGAUUCAACCAGGAAAGAUUUAAAGCAAAAGAAGAGACUGAAGGUUUCAAAAUUGACACAAUGAGGUCAUAUGCUGGAAUGACCUUAAAGUCUGUAACAGAAGGUGCCAGUGGACGCAAAGUGGAACCUGUCGCUCCACGUCCCAUAUCCCAGGCCAGACCCUCAUCUGGAGGGGGUCAGAAACGCACAUCAAAAACACCAAUCAUAAUCAUACCAGCUGCUACCACGUCACUUAUCACAAUGUUUAAUGCUAAAGAUCUUUUACAGGACCUCAAAUAUCUAUCAACAGAGCAAAAGAAAGCCCAAGGAUUAAAACGGGAUAAUGAAGUGUUGAUACAGAGGCAGAAAAAUAAUGGAACGACAGUACCAUUUAGAAUUAUAGACAAUCCUGGAAAACUGCAGACUCAAGACUGGGAUCGGGUCGUAGCUGUGUUCGUUCAAGGCCCUGCAUGGCAGUUUAAAGGAUGGCAUUGGGGGCAACCACAAGAUAUUUUUGCAAGAAUAAAAGCCUUCCACUUAAAGUUUAGCGAAAUUCCCCUUGAUAACAAUGUGAAGAAAUGGGACGUCACAGUAAUGGCAAUUGACCGACAUAAACGCCAUUUAGAUCGUGCAAAUCUGCAAACAUUUUGGGAGGUUCUUGACAGGUACAUGGCCAAGUACAAGUCGCAUCUGAGACACUGAACUAUCCCAAAAGUUGUACAUAUCUUGUAUAUACAAUAGUAACAAUACAAUAGUCGUAAUGUUUUAUACAUAUGGACAUGUUCCCAUUGUACCUCCUUGUGAAGAUGUAACUUGCAGUAAAUAUUGGGUUGUAAUGGUUGAAAGGGAUUAUCAGCAUAUUCGAGUGUAUAUUAUACUUAACAUAUGCAAUGAUGUUUAACGCAAAACAUUAAAGUGACUAGUAUACACUAUGUAUGGAGUGAUUCAGUAUUCCUUCACACCAGGAUUAUCAAAAUUUCUCUUUCAAAAUUUUAUUUCUUAUACAGUAAUUAAAGAUAAAUGGUUGAGAUAACUUUGAAUUGCAUUUUUUCUAAAAAAAUCUAUUGCUAAGUUUAUCAUAUCAUUUGAGACUUCAGUUAGAACAGUUUCUAUCCUUUGUUUGGAUGAAGUGUUAUGUAUUUUUGUGAAUGAAGGUACUACUUGUAAUUUAAACUAAUGUGUAUUUUGUUCAUUGUAAAAUAUAGGCUUACCUUUGUAUAAAGGCCUUGUAAUGCCUGGGUCACAUUUGCU